AUGAUGGUGUCAAUAAAUUGUUUACUCCUAAGAAAGACUUCUUUUCAUGAUACUUUUGCGGUUAAUGUUGCUAAUGAUAAUGACAUUCGUGAUUCUUUGGUCAAAUUUGAUAAUUUAAAGAUUUUAGACCUCAAGUAUCUUAUCUAUAAUGAGAUUAAUCAUGAUAUUAAGUUUAAUUAUAAUGACAUUGACCUUUGGAAGAUUAACAUCGCUUACAAUGAUAACAAGCUUAAACAUGUUACUACUGAAGAUGAGUUUGGAGGCAAGAAACUUGUUAUUAUACUUCACAUCGAUGAAUAUCAAGAAAUUUUCACUUUUGAAAACAAUAAAGGGCUUUUUAAAGAGAUGAUGUUAACUCUUGGACCUUUAAUGACAGAAUCUAAUAAAGAUAAGGAGGGAUAUUGGAUGUGUAACACCAGUGUUUUACAACUUUUGUAUAAUACUAGUGAACUUCCACGAGCAUUAGAAACCAUUAUUAACGAAUGUUUCAAAAAAGAAACCUUCUUUCUAGACGUGAAGAAUAAUAAUUUUACUUUAUUUGAUGACGUGUUCCAAGUCGUCAUUAAUAGUCUCGCAAAUCAGUAUAAACUAGAUAAAUUUAUUAAGAAUAAUUGUAAUAUUAGUUAUAAGCUCCUGUAUUAUUCUAUCAGAGCCAUUCCAGUUGAUCUUGAUACAGUUAUAAGUAAAAAACUGAAAGUAUUAACAGUGAAGGACUUAAUGCGCGAUGGAUGGUUAAACAUAGUCCCUGACACUACACACAAAAUGCUCCAGCCUGAUUCAAAGAUGGUUUGGGAUACUUUAGAGAAAUUUGUAGCUAACUAUAAGAUAUUUCGCAAUAACCUAUUUGCUAAGCUAAAGAAAUAUAAGAAAGGAAUUUCUUUGAAAGAAUUUUAUCAUGGGGCAGUUAGCAAAGACUUGGUUCUAGAAAUUAAAAUGGGACUCAAAAAAUUAGACUUACUCAUGGAUCUGAAUGGCUUUGUUAUUUUAAAUGGCCACUCGGCACCAUUUGCUGAUAUUUUUUUAUUACGCAAAACAAUUCCUGAAAGUAGAAAUCUUCUUAUAGCAUUUCAACAGAAAUGGUACACUACGUCACAAGAAUUUACCAUAGAUGAUGCUGUAAUAGAAUGUAAUAAGAACAAAAAUGCUUAUAAAGAUGUAGAAGAUUACGAUUUGAGGAAAUUUCUUAAGGAGUCUUGUAUUGUGACAGUCAUUUUUACAUCACGACCAUUCAAAGGGAAUCCUAACGAUUUACCAGAUGACUGUCUGAUUAUUGCAAAGAGGAACUUUAAGCCCAAACAAAUUGCUGAGAGAAUUGAUGGGAUUGGAGAUAAGGUUGACCAAACAUUAGUUGGAGAGGUUAUAUCUGAGGCCAUAUAUAAAAAUCGACCAUAUAAAAAUGCCAGUGAACUUAUUGAAAAGAACAAAACUUAUAAGAUUACACUUGAAAAAGCUAGAACACAGCUGGAAGAUUGCUCAUUCGCUCCACACUCAUUCUUUCUAGAUGUUGAUGAGCAUGAUUUAAUGAUGAUAGAUGAAUAUGAUGAAUAUGAUGAAUAUGAUUCAUACUCAGAUAAUGAAUGAUACAAAUACAGAAAUAGAUAUAAAUACAGAUACAGAUAUGGAAGUUGUCUGAAAUUUGGCAACCAUACAGAGGGCG
Messenger RNA from Rhizophagus irregularis DAOM 181602=DAOM 197198, 1657 nucleotides. NCBI's taxonomy places the organism in Eukaryota, Fungi, Glomeromycota, Glomeromycetes, Glomerales, Glomeraceae. The record is from RefSeq and is a predicted model, not a curated record.